CGGGAGAAUUAGUUAGGAAAACUCAGGGGAUUCUUCCAUCAGUUGAGAAGGUUGCAGGAGACUCUCUGUACAGGAUCAUACACUUAAUAAAUUUAGACAUUUUAUUUCAUUAAUUCAAAGAAAAAGACAAUUCAAUUUAGAUUUUGUUUUGUUGUUGAAAGAUUCCACAUUUGCAAUUUACCUGCGCGCUCCGUGGCUCCGGGGACGCAGUUGACUUGGAGAGAGAGUUAUACAGAGAGGAUAGAAUCUCUCCAAUAUUGCAUUAUUACUGAUUACAGGCAAAGCAUAACUUUUAAAGUUGCAUCAUGCCAUUUUUCAUUUCAUUGUGUUUGUACCUUUGGCUGGGGUUGUUACCUGGCCGGACAAGUACAGCCGUGAAUGAAGACAUUGAAGUAUUGGUGAUGUUGCCCAAAAAUAACUCGUAUAUGUUCUCAAUAGCAAGAGUGGCACCGGUCAUCGAGUAUGCAAAGCAGGGGUUGAAAAUCGGCGGCGGUCUGUAUUCGGGACUUAAUUUCAAAGUGCGUUAUGAGGAUUCCGACUGUGGCAAUGAUGCACUCUUCUCCCUGGUGGACCGUUCCUGCGAGAAGAAACCGGACUUGGUGCUCGGUCCGGUGUGUGAAUACGCCGCGGCGCCGGUUGUAAGGAUGGCAUCUCACUGGAACAUCCCGGUAAUAUCGACAGGUGCUCUGGCCAGCGGUUUUAGAGACAAAGAGAAAGAAUACUCUCACCUGACCCGAAUCUCCCCGUCUUACCUAAAAAUGGCAGAGACUUUCUUGGCGAUGUUCCGUCAUUUCAACUGGAAAGACGCGUUGCUGAUCUUCGAUGACGAUAAGAAGGAGAGGAAUUGUUACUUCACUAUGGAAGGGGUGCACCUCAAACUCAUGGAGGAAUAUCAGACUGUCACCUAUUCCAUCAACUCGAAAGAUGAGCGCCUGAACACAGACGAAAUCAUCAAAUAUAUCUACGAGAGUGAAGUUGUUAUCAUGUGUGCGGGAGCUGACAUCGUCCGAGACAUCAUGCUAGCUGCUCAUCGACGGAGGCUCACUAAUGGCAGCUACAUCUUCUUCAACAUCGAACUCUUCAACUCCACAUCUUAUGGCAACGGCUCGUGGAAGCGAGGGGAUAAGCACGACAGUGAGGCGCGACAAGCGUACUCUGCCCUCAACACGGUCACGCUGCUCCGGACAGUCAAACCAGAGUUUGAGAACUUCUCUCUAGAGGUCAAGAGGUCCAUUCAGAAGACUGGCCUACCGGACUGUGACGACUGUGACAACAUCAACAUGUUUAUGGAAGGGUUCCAUGAUGCAUUGCUGCUGUACGCCCUGGCGCUGCACGAAGCCAUCAGGAACGGCCUCACCAAGAAGGACGGAGCAGAGAUCACCUAUCGCAUGUGGAACAGAACAUUUGAAGGCAUCGCAGGUCAGGUGUCUAUGGACUUCAACGGGGACAGAUACGGAGACUUCUCUGUGAUGAGCAUGACAAACACCGAGGCAGGAACCUAUGAGACGGUGUGUAACUACUAUGGUGUGAAGGAGAGUUUCCAGAUGCUUCCGGGGUUCAAUCCUGACCACUUCACCCUGAGAGGACUACACAGAGUCUCCCACGCAGACCUGCCAGACAAAUCAUGUGGACUAGGAGUAUCUGCUGUUACUGGGAUCAUAGUGGGAGCCCUGCUAGGGACAGCACUGCUAAUGGCCUUCUACUUCAUCAGGAAGAACUACAGGAUAACCAUUGAGAGGCGCACGGCGAGGGAGGAAUGUGACAUUGGGAAGCACCGUCAGUUACGAGAAGAUUCUAUCAGAUCUAACUUCUCGGCAGCGUAGAGCAUCACCGCGGUUACCAUCCGUUGCUCCUGACGUUCCCGUUCCAGGGAAGCAAGAAGCAGCGUAGCGCGGAUGGAAGCAUCAUGGGAAAUGUGACCAAAGACUCACGCUAUACGGCUGUCAGAGGAGUCGUGCUAUUUAAAGAAAGACAUACUGUCAUUUAUACAUGUUUUAAAUUUUCUCUUUUAACUUUUUUGACUUUCAUCAACUCAGGAAAGUUCCAAUCACACAACAGCACCACUUUCAUCUCUGUUGAAGUAUAUCUUUAGGUGUGUCUUCUCCCCUUAAGAGGGCCAGUACAGAUGGCAUUAAUAUUAUAAUAAUAUGUUUUCACCUGUUUUAUAACAAACAGCGCAAGCGGUUUUGACCAUGUAAAAAGCAUUUGCACUCCAUACAGGGUUAAAGUAACACCAGAGAUAACAGGGAUCAAUAAGCCUGUGAACUUCAUUGGUACAUGUCAGAUCAGAGAUAACAGGUCAGAUCAGAGUUAACAGGGGUUGAUAAACAGGUCAGAUCAGAGAUAACAGGGGUUGAUAAACAGGUCAGGUCAGAGAUAACAGGUCAGAUCAGAGACAACAGGGGUUGAUAAACAGGUCAGAUCAGAGAUAACAGGGGUUGAUCAACAGGUCAGAUCAUAGAUAACACGGGUUGAUAAACAGGUCAGCUCAGAGAUAACACGGGUUGAUAAACAGGUCAGCUCAGAGAUAACAGUCUUGUUUAACAGUCUUACGGCUUGGGGUUAGAACCCGUUCAGGGUCCUGGUGGUUCCAGACUUGCUGUGCGGUAGCAGAGAGAACAGUCUACGGCAGUGCCCUCCAACCCUCUUCCUGGAGAGAUACCGUUUUCACAUCAAUCCUAAUCUAGCACACUUGAUUGUAAUUCAACUGAGGUUGGAGCAAACACCUAGGGGAGGAAAGCCCUAGUCAAUGGAAUGGUCCACACUAAAGGGACCCACCCGAAACUACUACAGGAGAUUUGAGUCUUUGAACUUCGGAUUACACCAUUUCGGUAUCAAUGCAGUGAUUUGAUUCUCAAUCAACCAAUCAAGUAAAUCAUAUAGUAUUACACUUUGCAAACAAAAAUUCUCUGGUAAAAACCUCCAUUCGACUUUGCUUAUUUUCUAAAUUAAGAAUUUUCUAGAGAUCUUUUUUUUUUUUUGAUUAAAUAUGGUAAUUCUGUAAUAUACUCUUCCCACAGUAUAAUAAUAAUGUAUAUUACAGUAUAUGAUGAUUCUGACACAACUAUAACAAAACAGACUGGUUUCUUCUGAGAUGAAUAGUAACAUAUAUUUAUAUUUUUCCUCUGCAUCUCUGAGACCUGUUAUUUCACUAUAUAUAUAUAUAUAUAUAUACAGUUGAAGUCAGAAGUUUAUAUACACUUUAGCCAAAUACGUUUAAACUCAGUUUUUCACAAUUCCUGACAUUUAAUCCUAGUAAAAGAUCCCUGUCUUAGGUCAGUUAGGAUCACCACUUUAUUUGAAGAAUGUGAAAUGUCAGAAUAAUAGUAGAGAGAAUGAUUUAGUUCAGCUUUUAUUUCUGCCAUCACAUUCCCAGUGGGUCAGAAGUUUACGUAUACUCAAUUUGUAUUUGGUAGCAUUUCCUUGAAAUUGUUUUACUGGGGUCAAACGUGUCGGGGAGCCUUCCACAAGAUUCCCACAAUAAGUUGGGUGAAUUUUGGCCCAUUCCUCCUGACAGAGCUGGUGUAACUGACUCAGGUUUGUAGGCCUCCUUGCUCGCACAUGCUUUUUCAGUUCUGCCCACAAAUGUUCUAUAGGAUUGAGGUCAGUGCUUUGUGAUGGCCACUCCAAUACCUUGACGUUGUUGUCCUUAAGCCAUAACUUUAAAACUUUAAAAGAAUGAAGUUUGCUUGGGGUCAUUAUCCAUUUGGAAGACCCAUUUGCGACCAAGCUUUGACUUCCUGACUGAUGUCCUAAAAUGUUGCUUCAAUAUAUCCACAUAAUUUGCGUUCCUCAUCAUUUGUGAAGUGCACCAGUCCUUCCUGCAGCAAAGCACCCCCACAACAUGAUGCUGCCACCCCCGUGCUUCACGGUUGGGAGGGUUUUCUUCAGCUAGCAAGCCUCCCCCUUUUUCGUGCAAACAUAACGAUGGUCAUUAUGGACAAACAUUUCUCCAAAAAGUACGAUCUUUGUCCCCAUGUGCAGUUGCAAACUGUAGUCUGGCUUUUUUUAUGGCAGUUUUGGAGCAGGUCUUCCUUGCUGUGCGGCAUUUCAGGUUAUGUCGAUAUAGGACUCGUUUUACUCUGGAUAUAGAUACUUUUGUAUCUAAAAGUAUCUAUAUCCUCCAUCAUCUUCAUAAGGUCCUUUGCUGUUGUUCUGGGAUUGAUUUGCACUUUUCACACCAAAGUACGUUCAUCUCUAGGAGACCGAAUGUGUCUCCUUCCUGAGCGGUAUGACGGUUGCGUGGUCCCAUGGUGUUUAUACUUGCGUACUAUUGUUUGUACAGAUGAACGUGGUGCCUUCAGGCGUUUGGAAAUCGCUCCCAAGGAUGAACCAGACUUGUGGAGGUCUACAAUUAUUUUUCUGAGUUCUUGGCUGAUUUCUUUUGAUUUCCCUAUGAUGUCAAACAAAGAGGCACUGAGUUUGAAGGUAGGCCUUGAAAUACAUCCACAGGUACAACUCCAAUUGACUCAAAUGAUGUCAAUUAGCCUAUCAGAAGCUUCUAAAGCCAUGACAUAAAUUUCUGGAAUUUUCCAAGCUGUUUAAAGUUACAGUCAACUUAGUGUAUGUAAACUUCUGACCCACUGGAAUUGUGAUACAGUGAAUUAUAAGUGAAAUUAUCUGUCUGUAAACAAUAUUUGGUCAAAUGACUUGUGUCAUGCACGAAGUAAAUGUCCUAACCGACUUGCCAAAACUAUAGUUGUUGAAAAAACACGUUUUAAUGACUCCAACCUAAGUGUAUGUAAACUUCCUACUUCAACUGUAUAUUUUGGGAAAAUAUAGAAUCAUCAAAGUGAUAUGUGUAAAUUAGUUAUAUUUAUGUAUUUUAGUAUAAUAACAGAAAUCUGAGAUAAAAUAUCUACAGACUCACGUAUUUAGUACAUAUGAAUGAUAUCAGAUGCCUCAUUAGGGUUAGAUGGCAUUAAUAUUUCAUUAUUACUCCUGGCUUCAUGGACCCUUAUGUUCUCUUCUUCCCAGGCAGGAGGACCAUCUCAUUGGCAAUAUGUUGUAGAUAUAUUUUAGAAUAAUUUGUUUUAUUACAUUAGAGCUCUGCUCUAAUGUAAAUCAUGUCCUCAAAAGUUUGGUGAAAAUGAAAAGUGUGGAAAACUAUUCUGAAAUGAAAUUUCCACUGGACUCUUUUCAAUUAUCAGCCAUGAAUAAAUUAUAAAAAUCCAUGCCUUUGUAGACACAAAACUAAUGGCAUAGAAAUAGAGCUUACUGUGAUACUAUAAUCACUAUAAUACCUAGAGCAUGCCAGCUAGGUGUCUGGAAGAGAAAUCAUUAAAUGGAAAUAAUAAUUUUUAAUUAUUUAAUUUGAAUCUCAGUCUUAAUUCCUCUUCCACCUUUGGAAUGAUCUAAAAGGUUGUGUUUUUCAAAUCUUGUUUCAGACAUUGAAAAUCAUCCUCAUUCCCUCUUAAACAUGUCAUUUCGGAGGCCGUUUGGGAGUUAAAAGUUCUAGGGGACAUGUUAAUGACACGGUAUAUGGCAUCAGUUGGAAAACUCAUAAUUUGAAAAAUGAGUCUGGCAAGGAUGGCCAAUCAGAGGCCAGUCAAGGCUGUUGUUGGGGGAAACACAGAGGCCAGUCACUGCAGGCCUUGCAGAAGCUAAAUACAUCCACCCAGCCUAUUGGCAGCCUGCGGUUAAACCAGGGCCAAUGCUGGGUGAUUCAAAUGACAUGAUACUGAUUGGAAACUUUUAAAGUGCAGUAGUUAAAUGAAAAGCCUGUUGGAGUGGGAGACACAUCAUCCAAUCCAAUCCCACUCAUUGCAACAACAUCACAUACAAGAGCUAUGAGGUUUUCCUCCCAACUCUAAACUGUUUUUGUCAUACGCCAAUGUUAAUCUCCAUGCGUAGUACAUAGUAUAAUAAACACAACCUCGCAGUCCCAAAGUGUUCCCUUCUGAAUGUUUAUUGGCCUAUUUCAAACUCCAUUGUAAAAUAUACUUGAUAAAGAAUCAGUACGUUCCGAAACCAAUUUUUCACUGCAAUGACUAGCCGUUACAGCACAUCCUUCAGGAAAUGAUCAAACACCAACUCCGUGUUUAGGGAGUCAUUGAGGUGCAUACUGACUUCCCUGAACACCCAGUAGGUGUGUUCACAGAGCAUCUCAGAGUUGAGGUGGUUAUCUAGGAUCAGGCCCCCCUCCUCCCUCUUCUUGUUCAUUAUGAUGUUACAGGUCAACAUAUCUGACCCUAACCCACCAGGAUACAGGUCAACAUAUCAGACCCAAACCCUAACCCACCAGGAUACAGGUCAACAUAUCUGACCCUAACCCUAACCCACCAGGAUACAGGUCAACAUAUCUGACCCUAACCCUAACCCACCAGGAUACAGGUCAACAUAUCUGACCCCAACCCUAACCCACCAGGAUACAGGUCAACAUAUCUGACCCUAACCCACCAGGAUACAGGUCAACAUAUCUGACCCCAACCCACCAGGAUACAGGUCAACAUAUCUGACCCUAACCCACCAGGAUACAGGUCAACAUAUCUGACCCCAACCCACCAAGAUACAGGUCAACAUAUCUGACCCCAGUCCUAACCCACCAGGAUACAGGCCAACAUAUCUGACCCCAACCCUAACCCACCAGGAUACAGGUCAACAUAUCUGACCCCAACCCACCAGGAUACAGGUCAACAUAUCUGACCCUAACCCACCAGGAUACAGGUCAACAUAUCUGACCCCAACCCACCAAGAUACAGGUCAACAUAUCUGACCCCAACUCUAACCCACCAGGAUACAGGUCAACAUAUCUGACCCCAACCCUAACCCACCAGGAUACAGGACAACAUAUCUGACCCCAACUCUAACCCACCAGGAUACAGGUCAACAUAUCUGACCCCAACUCUAACCCACCAGGAUACAGGUCAACAUAUCUGACCCCAACCCACCAGGAUACAGGUCAACAUAUCUGACCCCAACCCUAACCCACCAGGAUACAGGUCAACAUAUCUGACCCCAGACAGACCGACAGACAGACAGACAGACAAAACCUGUGAUCUAAACGUCUCUAUCUUGAAAAUUUGAAAAUAGCUUUCAAUUGUAAAAUGUCAUCGGGAGACAAUCGUUAGAAGGACUUCCAGAAACGGUGUCGGUACACUUUAAUUUAGUUUAGCCUCUCAUCUUCUCACAGGCCCCUUUGAGGUGAAAAGGAAAUGGAAUUACAUUUUCUAAAGGAAUCCAGUUUUGUAAGCAUCCACUAACCUACACCAAAUACAUGUACGAGCUUCGGCAACAGUCUUUUGGUUAAUUAACUUCCUAAAAAAAUUGGGCCAUUACAUAUAAGAUACCUGUCUAACACGCCUCUCAAAGUGGACAUUUCACAGUGAAUUAAAAAUCAGUUUGUAUCAUAAUUAAUUAUAUAUAAAAGCUACAUGAAGCUAGUGAUGAGGACAUGUAGUGAUGUAAGUAAAGUAUCUGCAUAUAAUGUGUUAGUGUUAUUUAUGGUUUGAUCUUUUAUGGUUUGUUUUAUUUAACCCCUUGGUUUGUGUAAUAUACUGUAUUAUUUUCUGAGAUGACACAUUAUUAAGAAAUAUCUGCCUUUUACAGACUAUACAUGGCUUUUUAAGACAUAUAUGUCAGAAAUUUAACUUAUUUACAUUACCAACAUACAUUGUGUGUAUAUAUAUAUAUUGACAAAUAAAAUGUAAAAAGUA
Molecule: messenger RNA, 7655 nt
Organism: Oncorhynchus kisutch (coho salmon)
Lineage: Eukaryota; Metazoa; Chordata; Actinopteri; Salmoniformes; Salmonidae
Product: atrial natriuretic peptide receptor 3
Exons: 8
Coding region: 306-1823 (505 amino acids)
Biological process (GO): signal transduction
Cellular component (GO): membrane
Molecular function (GO): peptide hormone binding; natriuretic peptide receptor activity
Source: RefSeq, a predicted model, not a curated record